UGGGUGCGGACCAGGAUGGAGGUGGAACCGACGAGCCAGGCCUGCCCCGCACAAACAUGGCCGCGAGCGCGUACGGCAGCGCCGCUGAGACGUCCGGCGCCGGGGCACGCGCAGCGCAGGCGCACUGCCGCUCAUCCCGCAGACGCUGCGGCGGCAGCGGCGGUGGCGGCGGUGGCGGCUGCUGCGCGGGGCAUGGUCCCCGGGUCGGAGGGCCCGGCCCGCGCCGGGGGCCUCGUGGCUGAUGUGGUGUUCGUGAUCGAGGGCACAGCCAACCUGGGGCCUUACUUCGAAGGGCUGCGCAAGCACUACCUGCUUCCGGCUAUCGAGUAUUUUAAUGGUGGUCCUCCUGCUGAGACGGACUUCGGGGGAGACUAUGGGGGGACCCAGUACAGCCUCGUGGUGUUCAACACGGUGGACUGCGCUCCUGAGUCCUACGUACAGUGUCACGCUCCCACCAGCAGCGCCUACGAGUUUGUCACCUGGCUCGAUGGCAUUAAGUUCAUGGGUGGCGGAGGCGAGACCUGCAGCCUCAUCGCUGAAGGCCUCAGCACUGCCCUACAGCUCUUCGAUGACUUCAAGAAGAUGCGGGAGCAGAUCGGCCAGACGCACCGCGUCUGCCUCCUCAUCUGUAACUCACCCCCAUACCUGCUGCCUGCCGUCGAGAGCACCACGUAUUCUGGGUACACGACGGAGAGUCUCGUGCAGAAGAUCGGGGAGCAAGGGAUCCACUUUUCCAUUGUGUCCCCCCGGAAGCUGCCUGCCCUGAGGCUUCUGUUCGAGAAGGCGGCCCCCCCAGCCAUGCUGGAGCCGCUGCCACCACCAGCGGAUGUGAGCCAGGACCCCCGGCACAUGGUGCUGGUGCGGGGGCUGGUGCUGCCAGUUGGGGGCGGGUCAGCCCCAGGCCCCCUCCAGCCAAAGCAGCCGGUGCCCCUGCAGUCAGCUGCGGCCUCGGGCGCCUCGCUCUCCGCAGCUGCCCAGCAGUCUCUGCCCCCGGUGCCCCAGCCCUACCAGGUUCCUGGGAACCUGAGUGCAGCUCAGGUGGCUGCCCAGAAUGCGGUGGAAGCCGCCAAGAACCAGAAGGCCGGGCUGGGCCCACGCUUCUCACCCAUUAACCCUCUCCAGCAAGCCGCUCCAGGAGUGGGUCCCCCCUUCAGCCAGGCUCCGGCCCCACCUCUACCCCCGGGGCCCCCCGGGGCCCCCAAGGCACCCCCUGCUUCCCAGGCCAGCCUGGUCUCCACCGUGGCCCCCGGCCCGGUCCUGGCCACCCCCGCACAACCUGGGGCACCGUCCAUGGCGGGCGCUGCGGCCCCGGGCGGGGUGAGCGGCCCUUCCCCGGCCCAGCUAGGACCCCCGGCCCUCGGGGCGCAGCAGUCCGUCUCCAACAAACUCCUGGCCUGGAGCGGGGUCCUUGAGUGGCAGGAGAAGCCCAAACCUGCCUCGGUGGAUGCCAACACCAAGCUGACGCGGUCGCUGCCUUGCCAGGUCUACGUGAAUCAGGGCGAGAACUUGAAGACCGAGCAGUGGCCCCAGAAGCUGAUCAUGCAGCUCAUCCCGCAGCAGCUGCUGACCACCCUGGGCCCUUUGUUCCGGAACUCGAGGAUGGUGCAGUUUCAUUUCACCAACAAGGACCUGGAGUCCCUGAAAGGCCUCUACCGGAUCAUGGGCAAUGGCUUUGCCGGCUGCGUGCACUUCCCGCACACGGCGCCCUGCGAGGUGCGCGUGCUCAUGCUCCUGUACUCGUCCAAGAAGAAGAUCUUCAUGGGCCUCAUCCCCUACGACCAGAGCGGCUUCGUCAACGGCAUCCGCCAGGUCAUCACCAACCACAAGCAGGUCCAGCAGCAGAAGCUGGAGCAGCAGCGUGGGAUGGGGACACAGCAGGCACCCCCCGGGCUGGGCCCCAUUCUGGAGGACCAGGCGAGACCCUCACAGAAUCUGCUCCAGCUCCGCCCACCACAGCCCCAGCCUCAAGGCACCGUGGGGGCCUCUGCAGCCACGGGACAGCCCCAGUCCCAGGGUGCUGCCCAGGCCCCUCCAGGCGCCCCUCAAGGCCCUCCUGGAGCAGCUCCUGGCCCCCCACCUCCUGGACCCAUCCUUCGGCCGCAGAACCCCGGGGCCAACCCCCAACUGCGGAGUCUCCUCCUCAACCCACCGCCGCCCCAGACUGGUGUGCCCCCGCCCCAAGCCUCCCUCCACCACCUGCAGCCACCAGGGGCUCCUGCACUGCUGCCUCCACCGCACCAGGGCCUGGGACAGCCCCAGCUGGGGCCCCCGCUCCUGCACCCGCCGCCCGCCCAGUCCUGGCCCGCGCAGCUUCCCCCAAGAGCUCCACUGCCAGUGGCAAAACGAAAGAGAGACCGAGAGGGCCACGUGUUUCGAGAAAAAUGGGAGCGAGCCUAUUUCUUUGUGGAAGUGAAGAGCGUGCCCAUGUGCUUAAUAUGCAAAAAAAUCGUGUCUGUGUUGAAAGAAUACAACCUGAGACGUCACUAUGAAUCCAAGCACAGUAAGAGCUUCGACCAGUACACCGAGCAGACGCGGGACGCGGUCCUCAGUGAACUGAAAAAGAGCCUCAAGCGGCAGUAGGGUUUGCUUCAGAGCGAGAGCAGGUCGGAGCAGCGGCGCGGCCGUGAGCCGCACUUCCAGGUGACGAGGAGAGAACCACCCGGGCAUCAGAACCUUCCACGGACGGCGCGUUCAUACAGGGCGGCGCGUCUGGACGGAAACACGCCAGCUGAGACGUGGGGUUCUGUUGGGACAUUUGCGCUGCGCCGUGAGUUGAAGCUGAACCAGAAGAUUUCCAAGUCCGGUCGCUUGAAAGAGUCCGAUCAGUUGUGGCCUUCUCUGUCGUCGCUCACGAACUAUUCUUAUGAGCCAGUUAGCUUUAUUUAUUUGUGGUGUUGAGAAUUUUGACGUGACGGAAGAAGCCUGUGACGCGGUGCCAAGGCAGGCCUGGCACUGGGGGACGAGCUAUUUUUUAUGUACUGAGAGAAAGGACAAGCUUCCUGUAGACGGGCGAGAAUUCCGAAGCGCAGCGGCAGACAGGUGUGGCAACCUAAUGACCUGUGUCCCAGGAGGGCCCUUGUCAGGGCACCUCCAUCCCAGGGGACAGCGUUUGGCAAGGACGCAAGUCUGCGCGUUGCCUGGAUCGCCAGAGAUUAACUCAUGUUCAGAAAGUAACACAGAACACACCACAGACGUCCUCGCCACGACCCUGACACUGACCUUUCACUGUGGGCAGGUGGAAUAUGAACUUGAUCGAUGUAUUUUCCAGAAGCUCUGUGACCUGGUCGUCACGAAGGAAUCCGAACAGUUGAAACCUGUCCCCUUGGUUCGUUUCCGGUGAGGCGAAGGCCGCAUCUGGCUCCCCUGGGAAGGUCGGUCAGAGACUUUCAGUCGAGGGCACAACCCCUCUGAACACUAUUUCUCCGCAAAGAUGUUCACGAACAGCUACUUGAAUGUAUGGUCGUGUUUGGCCGGUCCCUGCAAAGAUGGGGAAGCGAUCGGCAAGCAAUUCUUUCUUUUGCCACAGUUGGGUUUCCAGAAACGAAAGACACGGCCCGGACCGUAUUCACCCAAGACUGUGGGCUUCAAGACCAAAUCCCCCCAAAGGCUCUCUGCAUCCACACGUCGUGAACACGGACAAACACUGUCCGGUGUGCCUCUGCGGGGUACUGUCGAUCGUGUGAGCGCAGACCCGCGCAGUUCCCGAACUGCAGUGCAAUAGGGUGCUGCUUCCUAGAUGUGAUUCCGGGGGAGCUCACAGCCCUACGACCCGCCCCCCCCAGUCGUUGUCCUGAGUGUGUCUGCAGGGACCCACGCCUGUGAACAGCCGUUUUCCGUUACGAAACUGAAUCUAACCAGUACCGUUCCCAGUUUAGGAUUCAGGGUUGAAUUCUAAACUGCCCGUCCCUUCCCACCGUGACAUCCAAAGGCCUGGCGUUGACCUCUCGGUGCGGAAGGGAUGAUGUCAGCCUUUGGCUUCAAAUCAAAGGAGCAACAGAAUUAAUGAAAGAGAAAAAUUUUAAUAAUUACAUAUUUCUAUUUUUCAAUUUGUAUUUUUUCAAUUUUGAACUUGAAAUAUGAGCGGCAGUAUCGCACAUGUUUGUAUUGUGUUCCAUGCGUUCGCCAUCAUUCAGUAAAGAUACGAUUUGAUGAUA
Suricata suricatta (meerkat) is the source of this 4154-nucleotide messenger RNA. It is a transcript of the gene MED25, whose product is annotated as mediator complex subunit 25. Gene Ontology annotation, cellular component: transcription regulator complex; mediator complex. Lineage: Eukaryota; Metazoa; Chordata; Mammalia; Carnivora; Herpestidae. The transcript has 19 exons. The record is from RefSeq and is a predicted model, not a curated record. Bases 16 to 2580 code for a protein of 854 amino acids. Gene Ontology annotation, biological process: positive regulation of transcription by RNA polymerase II.